Fimicolochytrium jonesii is the source of this 534-nucleotide messenger RNA. RefSeq lists its product as uncharacterized. Gene Ontology annotation, molecular function: riboflavin kinase activity. Gene Ontology annotation, cellular component: mitochondrion. Bases 1 to 534 code for a protein of 177 amino acids. Lineage: Eukaryota; Fungi; Chytridiomycota; Chytridiomycetes; Spizellomycetales; Powellomycetaceae. The record is from RefSeq and is a predicted model, not a curated record. The transcript has 4 exons. Gene Ontology annotation, biological process: FMN biosynthetic process; riboflavin biosynthetic process.
AUGUCACAACAGCAACCACCGGCGCAGGCACAACCAGCGGGACAGAGGCCGUCUGUCGUUGGCGAGGACAUUCCCUCCGCCCCUUACCCCGUCAACCUGAAGGGCAUAGUCUCGGCAGGUUUUGGACGCGGAAGCAAGGAGCUGGGCAUUCCAACAGCCAAUCUACCAGAGAAUGUCGCGGAAGACUUUGGCAAAAUUGUCGACACCGGAAUCUAUUAUGGCUGGGCGUCUGUUGGCGGUGAGGAGACGGCGAAAGACGUGUACCCCAUGGUUAUGAGCUUCGGGUGGAACCCGUAUUACAAGAACCAGAAGCGGUCGGCGGAGGUGCACAUCAUCCACCAAUACGAUCGCGACUUUUACAACGAAGAGCUCCGGGUCAUUGUCACAGGUUACAUCCGGGCAGAGAAGAACUACGAAUCUUUAGACGCGUUGAUAGACGACAUUCACACCGAUAUUAGAGUCGCUCAGAAUUCCUUGGAACGACCAGCAUACAAAGCAUUGGGCUCGAGUCCCUUUCUCACAAACCAAAAAUGA